Symbiodinium necroappetens is the source of this 1239-nucleotide messenger RNA. The record is from the annotation of a GenBank genome assembly. NCBI's taxonomy places the organism in Eukaryota, Dinophyceae, Suessiales, Symbiodiniaceae.
AUGGCAAAGGCUGCUGACCCUGUUGGCUGGGACACGGCCAAGGAUUGGGCCUGGAUCCUGUCGCUGGUCUCCGUCGUAGUUACUGCGUUUCUUGCCGCGGUGGUUCCUGCUUGGAUGCGAGCUGUCAUUGCGAUUCCCGCUUCUGCGGCCGCCGCGAUCUGGUGGUCUCGGUGGCGUGUGGUCAAGCCAGAUGAGUGGCUUCUCGUCUUGAGGGACGGCCAGCUCAUCGGCCAGGGCAUUGGUCUUCGAGCUUUUCGAGGAUGGCGGGACUCCAUCGCCACAUUCCCAGCCACGAUCCAGAAAGUCCGCUUCACGGCCCAACAAGUGGACUGUAAAAUGCAGGGGCUGGAAGUCUCUGGCUAUCUCAGCUGGGCCGUGAACCGAGAUGGCGAGGGACCCUGGACUGCUUACAAGUACAUGGCCAUGCGCGAUCUGGAUGGCGACGGAACCGUCGACUCAAAUGCGGGCUCUUUGCACAUCGCAGAGAUGGCGAAGGCCGUGGUGAGGAGCCAGGUUGCCAACAGCUCGCUCCAGGAGGUCUUAACACAGCGCGAGACAUUCCGCUCACAGGUCAAGUCGAAAGUCAUGGAGCAGGUGCAAGGUUGGGGCGUCUGGGUGGAAGCCAUCGAGAUUGCAGAUGUUCGCAUUUGCUCAAACAAGCUCUUUCAGGAUCUUCAGGCAGCCCACCGGCAUGAGGUGAGGCUAAAAGCCGAGGAGGCUCGCCUGGACACGGAUCGGCUCCUUUCAGAGCGCAAGUUGCAGGACGAUGUGAAGCUCUCAAAAGCCCGGGCCGAGGCUGAGGCUGAGCAGCGUCUUGCAGCCGCACGGCAGCGCCUCAAGGCGGAGCAGGAGGAAGCGCAGCUCUUCGCGGUCCAGGCGGAGGCUGCCAAAGCCCGGCUGCACAUGGAGGAGGAGAUUGAGCUCGCCCGGUUGGAGAAGGAGAACCGUGUGGAGAAGCAGCGGGCUGCGAACAAGGCUGAGGUGGCGCGGCUCCAGAAAGAGGCUGAGAUGGAAAGACUGCGGAUGCAGUAUGAUGCAGAGCGGGAGAUGCCUGAAAGCAGCUUUAGGUGCUACAGCUUGCAGAAAGCCGUCGAGAUGUGCGGGAAGUUGCCUUUGCAGGAUGUUCGCCUCAACAUGUUCGGGGAUGGCGACAGCAAGCAGAUGAUGUCCGGGAUCCUGCCUGCAGCGAUGAGCCUCGCCAAUUGGGAUGUCGUCAGCGACAGGGACAAGGAGCAGUAG